AUGACGAGCCCUGAAGGCGGCAUCGAUGAUAGCGUGACAGGUCAAGAACUUGAUACAUUCCGCAAAACCUCUGCGACUGUCAAAGAGACAAUGCCACAACAACCCACUCAGCCCAACCGGGACGAAUACGAGCGUCUUUUCGGUAUCGACGACUUUCUGGACGAACAGCCAACGACUAGUCGGAGAGAGCUGUGGUCUUAUUAUCUAUAUUACAACGGUGACAAUGGGGUUGGCCCGGGAUCAUACAGCCAAGCAUUAUUUCAGUGGGCCUUGAAAAACGCGGGCUGGCAGCCAGGAACCAAUCCUCCAAAGCCGUGCACCGAAUCGUCUCCAUGUGUUGUUCCUUGGGCUGGGGGUGCACGGUCAAUCUCCUCAAUUAUUCUGAUCGCCAAUGGCCUUUGCUUCUCAUUUAUGACGGUGAUAUUCAUCUGGCUCGGGAGUGCUGCCGACUAUGGCUCGUUUGGUAGGUGGCUAUUGCUGGCGCUGACUGUCAUCUGCUGGGGUUUCCAGUAUGGUAUGAUGGCGAUUACAAGUCCAAACCAAUGGCACGCAGCGAUGGCGAUUUAUGUUAUUUCAUAUAUCGCCUAUGGUGCUACACUGGUCUUUUAUGCUGCUGUGUUCCCGAGGCUUGCUCGACAUAUGCCACAUGUCCGUAAGGCUCGCGAGGAUUUGAGAGAGGGUAUAAUCGGCCAAGGGGAGUAUGACACAAUCAAAUCUUUGGAAAGGAACCAUAUAAGCAACUAUAGCACUGCCCAUUCCAACAUCGGCUAUCUUUGCACGCUCGUCCUCAAUUUGGGUGUUUUGCUCCCGCUUCAACACAACAAAUAUUCAAACAAUUUAGCUCUUUGUUUGACAAAUUCAUAUUGGGUCAUACUAGGCAUAUGGUGGUUCAUACACCAGCAGAAACGACCAGGGCCCGAUGUUCCUGAUGGCUCCAAUUAUUUUACCAUAGGCUUCAAACAGAUUUGGCUUGGACUCAGAGAAGUCAGGUCGCUGCCGCAGACAUUUGUAUACUUUGUUGCGUAUUUCUUGUUGGCCGAUGGACUAAAUACGACCGAGACGCUGGUUUCUAUUAUCCAGAACAACUCAGUGUCUUUUUCGUUUCUUCAGAUAACCUACCUUGGAAUAACCCAGGCGGUUUGCUCGAUAUUGUCGACCUUCGGUUUUUCGUAUAUCCAAAAAUACUUCAAGAUAUCAACCAAGAGCAUGUUCCUAUGUACGAACCUUUUUAGUGUCUUCAUUCCGUUGUGGGGAAUGGUAGGCCUAUGGACAAACCGCAUUGGAUACCAUCACAUAUGGGAAUUUUAUUUCUACAAUAUCAUCUUCGGUCUAUUCCAGGCACCUUACUACGCAUAUGCACAGACCAUGAUCAGCGAACUGAUGCCCGAGGGAUACGACAACAUGUUCUUUGCUCUUUUCGGCAUCACCAACCGUGCAUCCUCAAUUAUAGGACCCAAUGUGAUCCAGGCGAUCAUUAAUAACACACAAAACAACUGGAUGGGAUUUCCCUUUCUAUUCGGCAUUUGCACCGCCGCUAUGAUCAUCAUCGCAUUCGUGGACGUUGACAGGGGUCGAGAGGACUGCCGCAAGUUCGCCGAAGCACGCAAGAUCGGCCGUAUUUCUGCACAAUAA
Molecule: messenger RNA, 1632 nt
Organism: Aspergillus chevalieri
Lineage: Eukaryota; Fungi; Ascomycota; Eurotiomycetes; Eurotiales; Aspergillaceae
Exons: 9
Coding region: 1-1632 (543 amino acids)
Biological process (GO): amino acid transmembrane export from vacuole
Source: RefSeq, a predicted model, not a curated record